Molecule: messenger RNA, 3496 nt
Organism: Drosophila melanogaster (fruit fly)
Lineage: Eukaryota; Metazoa; Arthropoda; Insecta; Diptera; Drosophilidae
Gene: dsx-c73A
Product: doublesex cognate 73A
Exons: 5
Coding region: 346-2904 (852 amino acids)
Source: RefSeq, marked reviewed
CUGGAACAUUUGUAAUCCGACGUUAGAAGUCUGCGGAUCGUGGCCAAAAAUCGGAGUGUCCCAGCCAGCUGUCAUUCUGACUCCUCCUGACUCUGCUCUGAACUUCGCGUGUGUGUCUGUCUGAGUGUCCGAAGAUUUGGAGUUACUGUUAGUUGACACUAAUACGAGAGCGAGUGAAAUACGAGAAAUACAAGAAAAAACCGAACGUGAAUCGCGCGAGUGCAAAAAGUAAAGAAAAUAGAAAGAAGAAGAAAACCCCAAACAAACAAACAAACAAAAAAAAAUAGUGCGAAAAAUCGAUAUAAGAAAACCUGAAGAAAACGAAACUCGGCAAUCGUGGUCAAAAUGGUGCGGUUAAGUGCAGCCUGGAGCUGCUGUUUUUUGGCCCUGAUUGCGUUGGUAUCCACUGUCGCCUCCUCCGCUGCGGAUUAUCCGGGUGUCAUCGAACUGGUGGGUUAUAGCAAUCGCCGCGCACGGACUUACUUCCAAGAGCAACCCCGCUCCAAUCCCAAUCCCAAGCCGGGUUUGACUUCGGCCAAAACCCGGGCGGAUAUUGAGACCGUGAAGCGGAAUAUCCGUAAAUACGAUCGUUUGCUAGAGUUGGAUACGAAAAAUCUGCCAGAGCAGCAAAAGGAUAUGCUCGCCAGGAUUGUGGAGCGAGUGGCCAGGCUCAAGGAAUCCCUGGACAUUGAGGAGCAGCAAUUUAACCAGCAGGAAGCUACCUCCUCCAGGAGCAGUAGUAGUACCACCACUAGUGCAUCCAGUACUCAAGAAUCGCAAACAGAAGCGGAAACGGAGCUGGAUCAGGAGCCGAUCGAGCAGAGCACACAGCUGCCCACUGGAGCCACCGAAGCUGAAACGGAUCCCACCCUAAUCCUAGACGAAACUACGCUGCUGGAGCUGCAGAACACGAUGAACGAGCAGGCUGCCAUGAGCACCAUAAUGAAGGAAAUGCCCACGACCACGGAUAUGAGUCAGCAGGAAGCGGAAUCGGAGGUCCCCGACGAGGAGGGAGAGACCACCUCACCAAAUCUGACCACCCAAUCGGAGGCAGCGACGACCAGUGAUGAAUCCCUCACCGAUUCCACUGAUCCCGAUGAUCAAUUCGUAGCUGCCAGAUCGAAUAACAAUAUAGCGGCCAUAACGGCAGCGGAUGAUGCCGAUGGCACCACCACAACCACCGCCAAUACGGGCAGUCAGCAGCGCACGUUGACCACCAUGGGAAAACUUAAGAAUCGGGCCACCAAGCGACCCUUCGCCCACAAGGUCACCGCCGCCCUGAAACGAGGAGGUCAGCGUCCGAGUAGCGUGAGUGCGGCAGCUGCGAGUGCGGCAGCGGCCUCAAAACCCAGUAGCAGCACCACCACCGCCGCCGCCGCCAGCAGCACCACCCAGAAACAGAAAUUGGCCACCAACAGUUUCCAGCAGAAGCAGCAGCAAGCGAAGCCCCUGCAAAAGGUCACACCUUCGAUUGGCGGUGGUGGAUCAUCCAACCCGUCCUCGGCAUCCAUUCCCUCGGCUACCACGAAUUCCGCAGCUCCCUCCUUGCCUAUCGAGCAAUUGUAUACCCGUACUCCCCAGGCCAAUAUCCCAUUGGCAGCAGCAGCAGCAGCAGCAACCUCAUCCGCCUCAGCAGCGGCAGCAGCAGGAUCAGCAGGAUCGGGAGCCACACCAGCCACCUACAGCAGCCAGCAUGACAGCAUGGUAUACGAUGGACAUGUCAAUGCGUCGGCCUUGAUCGACAGCCUGAACACAAACGCUCGGGAGGAAUACUACCAGCAGAAACUAGGAGCAGGCAACAAGGAUAACAAGAAAACGGCGACAGCGAAACCGACGAAAUAUCAUUAUUAUCCGCACAAUCAGCACAUCUAUCUGCUGCCAGAGUGUGCCAUUCAGCAAGUUUGUAACGCCGUCUACGUGAGAUUGAACUACACCCAACCACUGUGCGCCUGUCCAUCCAGAUAUCGUGAUCCCUGCUCGGCCAGUCUGAAUGAAGAUGAUCAGCAUACCACAAAAUUGGUUGGCGAUACCAAGAAGAAGGCCAUCACAUUGGCCAAGACCUGCGAGGCCACCACCGAGAUGCGCGAGUGCCGCUCGCCCAAGGAUUGGUCCCUUCUGGCGCUCCAAAACACACGAACCGGCAAGUCGCACUACUUGGUCAUCUGCCGCUGUCCCGAUCACUUCAAGAUGGAGGGACCCAUGGCCCAUGACCAGCCCACCUAUGCCAGCGUGCCCGGAAUCCGAGUAUUCGGCAUGAUGUGCGUUAAGCCGGGAUAUUCGGUGCGCAAGCCAAGCAACCAGCCACCCAAGAGGUAUCAACUCCAGAAGCCAUUCUAUCGCCCCUCGGUGGGAACCACGGUGGGUGGCCAAAAGGAUAGCUACGGCAGACCCAUCUACGGUGGCUCCAGCUCCUCGGGCAGCUCGGCCAUCAGCUCCAACUACCAGCCGCAGGACUCGAGCUUCCAGAGCGGAGGCAGUAGUUCGUAUCAGUAUCUCAACCGACCGGAGAGCGGUGUUAGCCACAGCUCCGCCAACUUCCGUCCGGAUCAGUUCUCGAUCAACAAUUUCCCGAGCAGCAACUACGGACGCAACAACGAGCGGCGCGGCGAUCUGCCGCCCAUCGAAGCUAUAUCGAGUGGAUCGGGAACCGGAGCCGAGGAGCAGCCGAGCAGCAGUACACCAGCGGCUGAGGAGGAGGAGGCCAGGACCACUGUGCAGGCAGAACAGGAGACGGAACCGGCGGAGGAAGCAGUUCCAGCCGCGACAGCGGAACUGACCACCACAGCGGAGGAGGCUGCACUCGGAAGCCGGACCAGGCGAUCCCUACCCGAUACGGACGACUAUGAGCCGGAGUUCCCGUGGGAUCGCGUGCUCGAAUUCCAGCAGAGCAUCAUUUGGGACUAAGUUCCGGAAAUACCAAGCAACCAAUCCUAGUAGAUACAAUUUCAAUAGCACACAAGGCGACAUUUCCGGCGACUAUAAAAACUGUGCAAAAAAUCAACUGUGACUGAAGAAUGAGAUGAGAAAAACGGAAGUAAAGUUCACGUCACGUAACGUCUAGCGUAACGUAACGUAAUUAGCUAAGCUUUUCAUAAUUUAAAAACAUGUUUUUAGGCAUUUCACUUGGCAUUUCUUCCCAGCGUACCACCAUCCCUCUUAAUUUAUAUAUUUAUACAUGUAUUUAUUUACAAAACAAUUUACGAAUUAAUUAAACAAUUACACGGGCCCGGGCACGAUCGCACUAAUUGUUUAAUUAAUUUGUUUUGCAUUUAAGCGUAAACAAGGCCUCAACUUUUUAAACUAAUAUUUAACGAUUUAAACGAAUAGUUUAGGUGCAAAACUGGAAACUAUUUAAAAAAAAACGAAACAUAUGAAAAAAAUGAUAAUUAAAUACAUAAACCAACACCGAAAUUAUUUAAUCUAAAUUUAGUUGCUUAUUUAUGUUUAGACCUAAGCUGCAUUUACUAGUAGUUAAAUAAAAUACUAUUUAAAAAAC